AUGGGGCACACAGACAUAUCAAUCGUCGAAUCAGCACGAUUAGUCGUCCAAUGUGAAGAAAAGGCUGUUCCUUUAUCUCUUCUUGACUGCACAGCUGCCAAUUUCUCCAACACUACCGCAAUAUGGCUCUACGAAAAGUCAACCAUACUUGCCCGCAAUGAAUAUCUUUUCGGCCGCCACCUACGUAGAGCGCUAUCAAGCACUCUGCAGUCCUAUCCUCAAUGGUGCGGACAUUUAAAGGCUGUUGAGUCUACAGACGGGACUGUCCCACCAGAAGCCCGUCACUUUCCCCCACAUGCACGACGCUUCGGACGCUUGUACGCGCAUUUUGGAACCGAGAACGACCCUGGUGUAGAAUUCGUCUAUGCUAAAAGCUCUGUAACUCUCGAUUCCUUGUAUCCUUCGAACAGAGUCUCGAAACAACCCGUUUGGCCCUGCGACUCGUCACUGUUUCGAAAGUUCAUACCAUCUGUGCCGAUAGCUCAGCCGCUGAAGCAGGCCAUCAAAGACGAAAGCGGUCGCUUGUAUCCUCUCCUCGCAAUCCAGAUAACCGAGUUGUCGUGUGGUGCAUUUAUCCUGGCUUUGAACGGUGCGCAUCCUCUCGCUGAUGCGACGACCUUGAUAACUCUUCUCAAAGACUGGGCAUCUGUUAGUAAAUCUGACCUUCAUGGAGAGUCUAACAUUCACUUGGCUCCUGUCUUUGACCCUACUCUUGUCGAUAAACUCGCCGCUGGGGACAUCAAUGCGCAACAUGCAGACGAAAGCCUUAAAGAACAAGCCAAAUCGUUGCCGAUGCACAGGUAUGACUGGUGGGCUCCUGGCUCAGCUCCUCCCUGGCCAUUCAAUAUUCCGCUGCCUUUCGACAAACCGGAUCUUGAACCAGAAGGCAACGCAAUGCCUUGGGCCGAGUGGGAUAUUACUUCUGCGGUAUCUAAAUCUGUUUUUCACUUCAGAAAAGAACAAGUUGCAACAUUAUGGAAGAAGGCAAAUGAGGGUUCGCCACAAAAGCUUAGCCAACACGAUGCAGUCUUGGCUCAUAUAUGGUCCUGUAUAGCCCGCGCGCGGCGCCUGGAGAACGACAAAAGUCCUUUCCACUGCGAUCUCGUCUAUGGCGUCAGGCCAUCCUUUCAACUAGACAACAAGUUCCUUGGUUCUCCCAUUGUUAUGAUAAAUAUCGAACUUCCUGCAUCGCAAGUCUGCGAUCGUUCUAACUCGACCGAGGUGGCCACUCAAGUCCGCAAUACCCUCAAGACAAUCUCAAAUCCAUACAACAUAUCCGCCCAUCUCCAUGCACUCGCCUACGAAAAGUCUCCUCAACGAAUAUGGCAAGCAUUCCUGGGUCAUCGUCAUGUUUUGGUCACGACAUGGGCACGAGCAGGAGUUUAUGGAAUUGAUUUUGGUCUUGGCUCUAACUGUGUCUAUGCUGAAGGCGUUGUACCAGAGAUGGAUGGCAAUGUUUUGAUCAAGGAAGCACCUGGUCCUGUCCCAACAUAUUGGACUGAUAACGGUGUUGAUAUCUCAGUCUAUAUCAGGACAGAUGACAUGGGCCGCCUAGUAAGGGACCCGGUGCUCUUCCCAACGACGAUACCGGAUGAGAAAGAAACUGCAUAA
Messenger RNA from Fusarium pseudograminearum CS3096, 1611 nucleotides. RefSeq lists its product as uncharacterized. Bases 1 to 1611 code for a protein of 536 amino acids. The record is from RefSeq and is a predicted model, not a curated record. Lineage: Eukaryota; Fungi; Ascomycota; Sordariomycetes; Hypocreales; Nectriaceae. The transcript has a single exon.